Molecule: messenger RNA, 771 nt
Organism: Homalodisca vitripennis (glassy-winged sharpshooter)
Lineage: Eukaryota; Metazoa; Arthropoda; Insecta; Hemiptera; Cicadellidae
Product: protein stu1-like
Exons: 3
Coding region: 1-771 (256 amino acids)
Biological process (GO): regulation of transcription by RNA polymerase II
Cellular component (GO): nucleus; transcription regulator complex
Source: RefSeq, a predicted model, not a curated record
AUGGACGUAGAAUCUUUUGUUUUGUCAGUACGAUCUCGUGAGUCCAUUUGGAACCAGCAACUGGCUAAUCACCAUAAUAGGUAUGUCCUCGACAAGCUGUGGAAGGAGGUGGGACAGGAAAAUAACUGUUCAGUGAAAGAUGCACAACAGAAGUGGAAGUCCCUGAGAGACUACUACAGAAAAGAAAUUCGAAAAAUGCAAGAGGAGCGAUCGGGAUCCAGUGCUGACACCAUUUACAAGUCGAAUUGGCCCUAUUUUAUGUUAUUGGAUUUUUUGAGAUCUCAGUUCAAGACGAGACCUACUUCAGGUAACUUAAAAGAGAAAAUCAAACCUAACAAGUGCUUGGACUCAGCAGCUACGGAAGGCGUUCCUAUGGCAAGCGACGAAAACUUUGAUUUUGAAAAUAGUCAAAUUGAGGAGUCCUAUGCAUCUAAUCAGCCUCCAAACGAUACAGAGGCUACUGAGAUGAGAACUGAUAGAGACAUGAAUGAUGACUUACCACCAGAUGAGUAUCUGGACGAGCCACCAGAUGAGUAUCUGGACGAGCCACAAGACGAGUAUCUGGACGAGCCACCAGAUGAGUAUCUGGACGAGCCACCAGACGAGUAUCUGGACGAGCCACCAGACGACUAUCUGCACGAGCCACCAGACGAGUAUCUGGACGAGCCACCAGACGAGUAUCUGGACGAGCCACCAGACGAGUAUCUGGACGAGCCACCAGAUGAGUAUCUGGACGAGCCACCAGAUGAGUAUCUAGACCAAAUACCAUGA